Molecule: messenger RNA, 1167 nt
Organism: Miscanthus lutarioriparius
Lineage: Eukaryota; Viridiplantae; Streptophyta; Magnoliopsida; Poales; Poaceae
Source: the annotation of a GenBank genome assembly
AUGACGCCGACGGCGAGCCUCCUCCUCCCGGCUCCCCCAUUCGUCUCCAUCUCUGAUGUGCGCCGCCUCCAGCUCCCCCCGCGCGGCCGCCACCGGCCUCGCCUAUGCUGGAGGGGCGUGGAGUGGGGCACCGUACAGACCCGGAUGGUCUCUUCUUUCGUUGGGAGCAGGACACGCCGCAGAAACGUUAUAUGUGCUUCCCUGUUUGGAGUUGGAGCUCCCGAAGCACUGGUCAUUGGAGUAGUCGCCCUGUUGGUGUUCGGCCCCAAGGGUCUGGCAGAGGUAGCCAGGAAUUUGGGGAAGACUUUGCGUGCUUUCCAACCAACCAUUAGAGAGAUACAGGAUGUAUCAAGGGAGUUCAGGAGCACUCUUGAACGAGAAAUUGGAAUUGAUGAGGUUUCCCAAUCGACGAAUUAUAGGCCCACAACCAUCCAACAACCUGCUGCCGACCCAAAUGUCAAGCCUGAACCUGCACCUUAUACUAGCGAGGAACUCAUGAAAGUAACUGAAGAACAAAUUGCUGCAUCAGCUGCUGCUGCUUGGAAUCCGCCACAGCCUGCCAUGUCGCAACAGCAAGAAGCAGCGGCCACUACUCCAAGUGAUGGCGCAGCUACAUCAGGAGGAAUCGAUGGUCCUGCAGCUCCGGCUCUUGCUAGCUGCUCUGUUCUUUGUUUCGAGGUGACCAUCCAAUUUUCGUGUCUUUCAUCAGUUCACAACUUGUACGCGGAUGCUCAGCCAGGGCUGUAUCCGCCGCCGCCGGCGGCGAACCCGCAGGGGGGCUACGGCUACCAGUACCAGGGCUACUUCGGCGAAGCGGCGAACCCUUACACUGGCAGGUGGCCGCAGCAGCCAGCAGCUCCGUCUGAUGGGGGCCCUUUCUACUACCAGGACGAUGCCGACUGCAUCACCUUCCUCAGAGGAUGGUUCUUGUGUCCUGGAGAGCUGAAUGAAAGCUUGUUUGAGAUUUUGUCUCAGUCUCAGUCAGUCAGUCGUCUGUGUUGCUGGGCUGUGCUGCUGCUGCUUGCUGGAGCGAUGCUGCCUCUGCUGCUACUGAGGAGGAGGAUGGAGAGCGUGGUGAAAGCUAGGCUUCCUCCUUUCUGGAGCACACUUGCUUCAGAUGAUCAGAACCGCAGCCGUGAAUGUGAUGUACACAUGUCGAAUAUAUAA